AUGUCAAUGUGGUGCUUUAGUAGGAACAGGAGUUCUUCAUUUCCAAAGGUCGUACGGCAUUCUGAGGGAUAUAUAAACUUCGCGGACGAUUUCACAUCACCAGUGGUAGCUAUCCUCGAUCACACCAUGUUCACUUGGCUGAUGCUCUCCUGCCUCUUAGGCUUCUCCCUGGCUGAGGUUCAGGAUUACCAAAUAUGUUACAAGGGAAACAGCGCCGCUGAAAACAGCUGCAUGAAAGUGGAUGUAGACCGCCUUGCCAUGAAAAUUCACUUCCACAUGCCUGAAUCCGACGACUUCGAUGACGUGGAAACUCUGGAGGAUUAUAGUGUGGGUCUAGCAGCAUCUCGAGUGGUGUCCCAGGAAGCGUGUUACGUGAGGCGACUGGUUAAAUCUUUCGAGCAACAAGUAGCCUUCAUCAAAGGCCAUCAGGAUGAUGGCAUGAGGGUUGAGUCUGACGUCAGAGUUUCCGCUGUUUCCCUCGACAAUCCUGAGGAGGAGAUCGGCUCGGAUCUUGCCAACUUCUGUGCGACCUUCCCGUUUACAAACUGGUCACUGAAGAACAGAAUGACAGUGUUCAAGACCGUCGUCAAGUGAGCGUCACCUUCACCCGCUGCAUCCUGCUGUGUUUCAUUCCCAGGUGCUUCACCACCACGCUCACUCUCCCCACUGGCUCCACCAUCACCUUCGGGUGGCUCUUCUUCGGCUAAAAAUUGUGUUAAGCAAUAUUGUUCGCUUCCACUACGGGCAAAUAGAAGUCUCUAUUACCUGUCUCGAUGAUGUACACUUACUUGUGAUUAAAAUUUAUUGCAUUUCAA
This is a messenger RNA of Penaeus vannamei (Pacific white shrimp), 815 nucleotides long. Lineage: Eukaryota; Metazoa; Arthropoda; Malacostraca; Decapoda; Penaeidae. The record is from RefSeq and is a predicted model, not a curated record.